GCUAUCUAUUUCUCCUCCUCAGGGAGGCCCCGCCCACCGACGCGAUUGGCCCAUAUCUGAAGUGGGGCGGGGUAAAGGGGCGGCCUCCUGACCGUGAUUGGCCUAAGGGAUUAAGUUCUGUGGACAGGAUUGGUCGCUGCGCUCGAGAACAUCCUCAACUGUUUUUUCUCCCUGGCCCCGCCCACCGAUGCAUCGGAGACGGCGAUUGGGCAAUAUCUGUCGUUGGCCCGGGGUGGGAUAAAGGGGCUGUCUCGCGACGGUGAUUGGCUGAGAGGAUGAAGUCUUGCGGACAGGAUUGGCUGUUGCGUUCGCGGACAUCCUCCUCCUCCUCCACCCGCCCUACCGAAACCAGGGCGCGCCAAUCGUCAACACAUUGACGGGUUUCCACGCCCCUUAGGGGGCGGAGCUAUAACCAGCCAAUCAACAAGACUAAGGAUUCUGAGGGGGAAAGUGACAUUUGACAGUUUCCCCGAUGGCCUACCACGCCCCUUAGGGGCGGGGCUACCUGACAACCAUCCAAUGAACAACACUAAGGCCUGUGAGGCGGAAGUGACGUUGGACAGAGGCAGCUCAAGUCGAGCUCUGAUUGGUCGUUCUCUCUUUAGGUUGUCAAGACCCCGGGUGUUAUUAUUCUUGGGCCCAGUUUGUGAGGCGAAUAUGGACUGGAGCGGGAGGAUGGACGCUGUGGACAUCCAGCCAGACUGCCUUGGACUUUACUGUGGAAGAAUAAUGGGGAUUGUAAAUGGGACUGAGGUUCACGGCGACUGUGGGGUGUGUCCGCGAGGGCAAAGGACAGACGCCCGCAAGAUCUGCCGGGAAUGCACAGGAUCCCCAGAGCGCUACGACUGGCUCUAUCUUGGCUUCAUGGCCAUGCUUCCCCUGAUCUUGCAUUGGUUCUUCAUUGAAUGGUAUUCAGGGAAAAAGAGCUCCAGUGCUCUCUUCCAGCACAUCACUGCUUUAAUUGAAUGCAGUGUGGCAGCAAUUGUUACUUUGCUUGUGAGUGACCCCAUGGGCUCCCUACAGAUCCGUUCAUGCAAGGUGGUGAUGCUUUCUGACUGGUACACCAUGCUUUAUAAUCCAAGUCCUGAUUAUGUUACCACUAUUCACUGUACCCACGAAGCAGUCUAUCCCCUCUAUACCAUUGUGUUUAUAUAUUAUGCCUUCUGUUUGGUGCUCAUGAUGCUACUCCGUCCACUUCUGGUAAAGAAGAUUGCUUGUGGCCUGGGGAAGUCAGAUCGGUUUAAGAGCAUUUAUGCCGCCCUUUACUUUUUCCCAGUCUUAACGUUGCUCCAAGCAGUUGGAGGUGGCUUGCUGUAUUAUGCAUUCCCUUAUAUCAUCAUUGUUGCAUCUCUUGUUACCCUGGUUGUGUAUCUGUCUGCCUCUGAAGUAGAAACUUUCAAAGAUCUCCUCGUCAGGAAGAAAAGGCUUAUUGUUCUCUUUAGCCAUUGGCUGCUGCAUGCCUAUGGAAUCAUUUCCAUUUCCAAACUAAACAACAUCUACCAAGACUUGCCUCUGUUGGCUCUGGUACCUGCUCCUGCUCUCUUUUACUUGCUUACUGCAAAAUACACUGAACCGUCCCGGAUACUCUCUGAGGGAGCAAAUGGACGUUAACCAUAAUGGAUGCCAAUCUGGGUAAAGCUUUUCUUCUUGGGACAAAAUUUUACUCCCACAUUGAAUACAAGGCAAGAGUCUGGCCUUCUAAGCAGCUUAUGGACACUCACUGCAUGAAAUGUCUUAAGACUGUUUUAUCGGCCAUAGGACCCCAAAGCCUCUGUUAACGUGAAUGGUCAAGGAUCAAGCCUUGUUUUGUGUACGUAUAUUUGUCCAUCAUAUGUGAAAAAUGAAACAUUUUGUACAGUGCACUUGGAAAUACAACAUAAUUUAUUUCACAAUGCAGUAUUUUAUCAUAUCUUUGAACGAGGAUGUGUAGUAGAAUAAAAUUUCAGUAUUCUGACUUCA
Messenger RNA from Sceloporus undulatus (fence lizard), 1959 nucleotides. It is a transcript of the gene JKAMP, whose product is annotated as JNK1/MAPK8 associated membrane protein. Gene Ontology annotation, molecular function: ubiquitin protein ligase binding. The transcript has 8 exons. Bases 520 to 1611 code for a protein of 363 amino acids. Gene Ontology annotation, cellular component: membrane. Lineage: Eukaryota; Metazoa; Chordata; Lepidosauria; Squamata; Phrynosomatidae. The record is from RefSeq and is a predicted model, not a curated record. Gene Ontology annotation, biological process: response to unfolded protein.